This is a messenger RNA of Puntigrus tetrazona (Sumatra barb), 2517 nucleotides long. RefSeq lists its product as uncharacterized. The coding region runs from base 223 to 861 and encodes 212 amino acids. The record is from RefSeq and is a predicted model, not a curated record. Lineage: Eukaryota; Metazoa; Chordata; Actinopteri; Cypriniformes; Cyprinidae. The transcript has 6 exons.
UUAUAAGAUUUAUACAAUUGCCGAUUCGCUUGUGCUGGGUUAAUUUAAAGUACAGAUAAGAUAGAGUUUAUUUAUUUUUGUGAGCGCAGAACGCUAUUUUUGGCGAACAAUUCAUCUGCGUAAAUCAGUCCGCAAAAACACAAUAGUUACUUGAGGAUAGGCCACGCCCCUUCCGGUGUGCAGCGGGCUUCGGCUCAGCGCGCCAAACAAAUACAAACGGAAAUGUCGAGGAGGUGCGUUUUAGGCUGCGGCUCUCCCGAAACCCUUUUCCCGUUCCCUAAAAUCCCCUGGCUGCGGGCCCGGUGGCUCGGCUUCCUGCACUUCGAGGAGGGAGGGAUAUCGGAGAGGUCGCGGUUGUGUUCAAAGCACUUCACGCGCGACUGCUUCAAGAAUUGGACUCAACACGAAAUGGGGUUUGUCAAAUACCUCUCGCUAACAGACACGGCUGUCCCGUCGGUCUACACCGUCGGUUCCUCGCAAACUUCGAGGCGCCUAACGAGAGACGUGGCGAGCCAAUGCGACCCACCAUUUCUGAAGAGCGUGUCGAUCCAAACAAGAACACAAAAGCUAAAAAAAAUACGGAGUAAAGCGAUUCAAGUGAAGCCUAUUGGAUACUCUGUUGGCAUGUCUUGUUCUGAGGGUCUUGGUACAAGUCUCGAACCUCAGUGUUUCACAUCAACACCAAUGAAAAGGCCAAAAAUUGAAGACACCGCAACCGAUGACAGCUCAACGUGCUCCUCAAAGCAAUUACCAGAUGUCACCAACGAGCCUGGUAUCACUCAAGAAGGCGUCGAAAAUGGAACAGCCAUCCAUUCAUCGGAUAUACACCAGCUGGAAAUCUGCAUUUAUCGGCGGCAGUAGCCUUCAGUGGAUCAUCCCUCAUCCAUGACAUUUUCUACAGCCAACAAUGUCAGGACAGGGCAUUGUGCUGUUGUCUUGGAUGGUGACGUGAACGGAUUCAACAGGCACGCAGGUGUAAUCUCUUUAUGGAGGAAUCGCAGCAGUGAGGAUCCUCUUGGACCAGAGCAUCUUCAGGCAGCGGGGAGGUUGAGAGAGGAGCUCUGGGACUGAAGCGGUCUUGAACAGCAGACCUAGCUGAGGCUGUGACCACAAACACUGGACGGGGAGCUCUGGAAAGGUGACCUUUGUGGUGCGUUCAGGAGCAGCAUUCACAUCGAUCUUUGGGACCACAGACAGAAACCGUUGGAUCGGACAUAACCAAGGCCUGCCAGCCCUUGACACUGAAGCUAUAGAGAUGGAGGUUUCACCUGCGUCAGUCCUCCAGACAACAGGAUCGACCCAUUUCUCCACGACCUGAAACAAAUAGAAAUUAUACAAGUUACACAAUGUGCAUUUUUAUGCCUUAUGAUGUUUGACAUCUGCGUGCAUAUUGACUAUAUAAAUUAAAUCGACAAAAAGAAAUCAUUUUAGCUCGUCUUAGAUUUACUUUGAACCAUUGGUGAGAGAGCACCUCCUCCAGAUGAAUCCUGUGUCCUUCAACUUCACACCUGCUUUUUUGCGUGAUUUUAAGCAUUAAGAUUAAAGGAAUAGUUCAUCACCCAUGAGUAGUUCCAAUUCUGUAUGAAUUUAUUUGUUCUGUUGAACACAAUGGAAGAUGUUUUGGGUCACCAUUGACUUGCAUAGUGUUUUUUUUUUUUUCCUGCUAUGAAAAUGGCCCGGUUACAAACCUUCUUCAAAACAGAUUUGGAACUACUCGAGGGUGAGUAAAUGAUGAAAACAUCCUUUUUUGGUGAACGAGUCCUUUUUAAGGUUUAUGAUCUGAGAAACCGGGCUCGACUGCAAAGUACUCACCUUCUCAAAGAACUGGGGAGGGAGGAAGGAGGUUGUCACGUCUAUGUUUGCUUUACCGGCUUUCUCGCUUGAAAAAUGCCAUUCCUUCAUACAUACCUAAAAUUACAUAUUUUAAGAUGAGGUUGUGGGUUCGCCCUCUUUCGGUCCUGUCCUGCGCUUGGCUUCUCUUCGGCAGUGAGAGGUCUUCAGGAGACGUCCUGUAGAGAAGUCUGAUCUCAAGACGGCUAUAUCAAAUGAAAAAACUUGCUUAAACCAAUAACGUGAACAUCAAAAAGUAAUUGAUGUACCGUCGAUGUCCUGCUCCACCUGAGCUUUGGUGGAUUUGUGGGGAGAGAAACAAGAAGAGCAGCAGAGGUUUGUCUCCAUCCUGCUCGUCUCUUCACAGAUAGUCAGGAGAGGACUUUUCUCAAUGGCCAAGAUUAUUUAAUUCAUUUAAAGCGGCUGUUUUCCUCAAAGCCACACGGGGGCGCCAGACAUCGCUUUCAAGAAAAUGACCAACUAAAAAAACUAAUACAAAUAUUUAAAUAUUCAGUCUGGAUUUUGGAGGGCAUUUCCUGCGGUUUCUUCGAACCUGGUUUAAGAAAUAGAAAUUAUACAAACAUACUUCAUAAGGUAUAAAAAUGCACAUUGACGUAGUAUAUUAUAUAUACUAUAUUAUAUAGUCAUCUGCGUCACAGAAAAGACAAUAAAGGCGCUGGUUUAUAA